Xiphophorus maculatus (southern platyfish) is the source of this 10711-nucleotide messenger RNA. It is a transcript of the gene cdk19, whose product is annotated as cyclin dependent kinase 19. Gene Ontology annotation, cellular component: cytosol; mediator complex; nucleus. Gene Ontology annotation, molecular function: ATP binding; RNA polymerase II CTD heptapeptide repeat kinase activity; cyclin-dependent protein serine/threonine kinase activity. NCBI's taxonomy places the organism in Eukaryota, Metazoa, Chordata, Actinopteri, Cyprinodontiformes, Poeciliidae. Gene Ontology annotation, biological process: protein phosphorylation. The transcript has 13 exons. The coding region runs from base 150 to 1631 and encodes 493 amino acids. The record is from RefSeq and is a predicted model, not a curated record.
CGUCAACGAGCCAGUGAACAUUAAGCGGAGCAGACCAAAAUCCCAAACAAGGAAAUGGUGGGGGAAUAAAACGACCAGAUUAUUUAAUUAAUGCAUGUAAUAAUUAAUAUUUUAUUUUAUUGUAAUUUAAGACGUAUUUAUGGGUUAAAAUGGAUUACGACUUCAAAACAAAGCUGGCAGCCGAGAGGGAGAGAGUAGAAGAUCUGUUCGAAUAUGAAGGUUGCAAAGUGGGUCGAGGCACCUACGGGCACGUUUAUAAAGCUAAGCGCAAAGACGGGAAGGAUGAGAAGGAAUAUGCACUGAAGCAAAUUGAAGGCACUGGAAUAUCUAUGUCAGCCUGCAGAGAAAUUGCUCUGUUACGAGAACUGAAGCACCCGAACGUUAUUGCCCUUCAGAAAGUGUUUCUGUCCCACAGCGACAGGAAGGUGUGGCUCCUGUUCGACUACGCUGAACAUGAUCUGUGGCACAUCAUUAAGUUCCACCGCGCCUCCAAAGCCAACAAGAAGCCCAUGCAGCUCCCCAGAGGGAUGGUGAAAUCUCUCCUGUACCAGAUCCUGGAUGGGAUCCAUUACCUCCACACCAACUGGGUGCUCCACAGGGAUCUGAAACCAGCCAACAUCCUGGUGAUGGGAGAAGGUCCGGAACGAGGGAGAGUUAAAAUUGCUGACAUGGGGUUUGCCAGACUCUUCAACUCUCCCCUGAAGCCCCUGGCGGACCUGGACCCCGUGGUGGUGACCUUCUGGUACCGGGCCCCUGAGCUGCUCCUUGGGGCCCGGCAUUACACCAAAGCAAUCGACAUUUGGGCAAUUGGCUGCAUCUUUGCGGAGCUGCUAACGUCGGAGCCCAUCUUCCACUGUCGCCAGGAGGACAUCAAGACCAGCAACCCUUUCCACCAUGACCAGCUGGACAGGAUAUUCAGUGUCAUGGGUUUCCCUGCAGAUAAAGACUGGGAGGACAUCAGAAAGAUGCCAGAGUAUCCUACACUGCAGAAGGAUUUCAGGAGGACAACGUAUGCAAACAGCAGCCUCAUCAAGUACAUGGAGAAACAUAAAGUGAAGCCUGACAGCAAGGUUUUCCUCCUGCUCCAAAAACUCCUCACCAUGGACCCCACCAAGCGAAUCACGUCGGAGCAGGCUCUGCAGGACGCCUACUUCCUGGAGGAGCCUUUACCAACCACAGAUGUGUUUGCUGGCUGUCAGAUCCCCUACCCAAAGCGAGAGUUUCUUAACGAAGAUGAGCCUGAAGAGAAAACCGACAAGAACCAGACCCAGCAGCACCAGCAGACGACGGGCCAGACCCAGGCCCAGACCCAGCAGCAGGCAGCGGCCCAGCAGGCCCCCUCCCAGCAGAGCUCGGCUCAGACCAACGGCACCACGGGGGCCACUGGGGCAGCCGGGGGAGGCGGCAUGCAGCAUGGGCAGGACCAGGGCCCGCCCAACAAGAAGCCUCGGAUCGGGCCCUCUGGGGCUUCCUCCGGCACAGGGGUGCUACAGUCAGAAUAUCAGCACUCCAGCUCCCGACUCGGUUACCAAAGCAACGUCCAAGGGUCCACUCAGUCUCAAAGUACCAUGGGAUACUCGUCAUCGUCCCAGCAGAGCUCCCAGUACUCCCAUCAGACACACCGCUACUAGGAGCCGUAGAAUCGCCUCCAGACCCCCUGCCCCACUUGACCCUUCACCCCCCGCUUUGGAACCAGCAGAGGAUGCAACUCCUCAUCUUUAACCGACACCCAGCAGCCUUCCUCGCCUCGGUCGGACCCCUAAUCUUAGGUGACGUCAUUCCAAUUUGGCCUUCCUCCGUUCGAAGCUGCUCUCAUCUGUCAUCUUAUUGUCUGAAACAUGAAGGCAAACACAAAUGGGAACCAAAAAAAAAAAGACAAGUUCUGCCUUGUGGGGUGAAACUAAAGGAAACUAAAUGCAAAAGGGAAGUGAAGGCAUCACGCAAACUGAGAAUCAUGGCACUUAUAAAUGCAACGUUCCUCAGCAGGACGACUUGCAGCUGUGUUCGUAUAUGUAUAUUAUAUAGCACCUUUUUCUAUUUGAUUCUUUUUUUUUUUUUGUUCUCUUGCUCGUUUGCUAGACUUUCAGAGUUUACCUUGAUAGUUGAUGUCACUCGAAAUAUUGUUACACAUGGGAGCAACGGGAUGCAAUGAAACGGUGGUGGAGCAGAACUUCAUCCUCAUCUCCGUCGUCCAAUCAGAAGAAAAGGAGCGUUGGAGUUAACCCUGUCCGCCUAAAUGCAACCAUGACCCAGAGACUCCUGUUCCCACACAGCGGGGGGAAAACGUCGGCUGUUGAGCUGAUGUCAGUGCAGGGAAAUAUUAAAGCGCAGUUUAUUGGAAGCUUUGUAAUAUAGACUUUGUAUAUUUAGAUCCUACUCAUCUCAACCUGGAUUUGGAGAGCGAGAGAAGCAGUCGUCUUUAUAGAGCGCCACCUUCUGGGGGUUCCGCUUUUUGCCGGCGUCGACGGUAGUUUCAGGAGGCCAGACUCUUCAUGUUUGUGCUGCUGGAAACUUUGCUCUGAUACCCAUCUUAUCUCGGACCAUCAGAACUUUGAAGGUCUUUUUUUUUUUUACUAGUAUUUUAAACACAGAUGUAACGUGCGCAUUACGUACAGGGCAGCUAAAAUUACCCUGCCUUCCCCCCGAAAUAUGAUUCUUGAGACUGUUACUGCCUAAUGUCAGAUUUUUAUUUUUUUUAAGGUUUAAUUAUUACCAACAGUGUGUAAGAGUGUGUGUGCAUGUAUGAAUUUUUAUUUGCAUGUUUUUUCAAACCUACCAGAAUUGCACUGAGCGCUGAACCCGUCUGCAACGAGCUGGAACAAACGCUGGGUGAGUUUUUGUCACCUGAACUUUUGCCUUUUUUUUUCUGGGACAAAUUUGCCAAAAUGUGACAAACAGUUGUUUGUCAAUAGCCUCAUUUGGCCACAUUUAGAGAUAAAGGGUGCGUUCUUUACUACCACUAAUAUGUUCAAUCUUUUAAGUUUAUUAACACUAUGAAUGCCAUAUUAGUUUUUAACUUCAAUAAAUUUUGGAUUUAUUCUGGCUUUUUACAGAGCCAAAAUCAUACAGUGCAUAUGUGCAUGCACCUCCACUGGUAUUCAGAUUAAGUAUGUCUUUUUAGCAAGUUGCAUAGAAACCACAUGAUUUGUUUUGCCAGCAGCAGCUUAUUUCAUAACUCACUCUUCCUACCAGAAUCGGUCCAGCUUAUUGAAAGCUGUUGGUUUCCAAGCACAGAGCUGGAUUGUGAGCAUAAUCCAAACAUUUUCCACAUGUUUAACAUUUGGAUUGUCCAGAAACCCAAUGUUAGUCUUCAUUAUCUUUUGGAAAAGUGAUACAAAAGUGACUCUUUUUCACACUCAAAUGGUGUAUUCCACAUUCAUCCAUCUAGCUGAUGAGUUGAAACUAACUGAUGAAUUACUUGGUAGCCCUCCUUCUUCAUUGACCGCAGCUCGGCCGGGCUGGCCCUAUUCCUGCCCUGGUUGUGUUUGCAUUGACCAGAGUUCUGCCUUCAAAGUGGGUGUACACCAUCAUACCAAACCGCAAACUUCCGGAAAUCUUCCAAUGAAGUGGCGUUUGUAAUUCCACUGUCCAAUCAGAUCAACAUCAAAGCACAAGCAAGUGAACAUAAUUCAGUUGCAAUCGUUUAAUUUCAGUGUGGUUUUGUACGUAUUGGGGCCACAGUUGGUGGUUUCUUUGUCACUGCAGAGAAAAAGUCGCAUGUAUUUAUCUGCUUGAUGUGUGAUCUGUUCAGCUUGUUGAAUAUUUAAUGCAGUUGAAUUUGUUAUGCUUGUCAUUUAAAAAUCGACAGGGAAAAACAGAUGAUGACAGGAUGUUUUUGACGCUGCCGGUCAAAAUGAUGGAGAUUGAGAAAGUCUAAACGCUCCUCUGCCUGAAAGAUCUGGGAGAUGACCCGUGUUGGUACCCGGCCCCGCAGCCGGUGAACCAAUCAAUAGCCAAGUCUCGUCUGGGGGGCACAGAAUGGAACCAUAUCUCUUGAUAAGAGGUGAAGGUAAAACUGUGCCACUAGAGGAGUUGUGGGUAGGAUAUAUUUGCAAAGUAAAUUUAGUCUAUUUUUUAUUUUUUUGAGUCCUUAUACUCCAGUUAACGAUUAAUCGAUCAGCCCUAAAACUAAGCUAACAUAUUUCUUUUUUUUAAACAUUCUUUAUUUAAGAAUAUUAUGAAUCCAACAUAUAUACAUAUCUAUAUUUCUACAUGCACUUACAUAAUACAACAAAAAAAAGAGAGAGAGAGAAAAAGGGGGAGCUCAGCAAACAUUUAAAUCCAUUUUGGCAAUUGACAUUUCUUAGAAAGGUCCUCAUGGGCUCACAUGAAAGGGAGGUGUACAUAUCCAGUGUCUUCCAUUUUAAAAGAGACAUACAAAGGGGCCUGGCACAGCUUUUUAUAACCCAUAGCAUCUUUAUCCGUGUGGCCAUCCAAAGUGGGAAAUAGCUGGGGUCCAUACACUCAGAAAGAUGUCCAUUUUUACACAAAGUUUUGCUGUUAUCUUUUCCAUUAUAUACACAUUCUUCAAUUUUUCACCCUCCAUUGUUGAAGGGUGGGAGGCAAAAGCUUGAGCCAGGACAGAGUUAUCAUUUUCCUUGCAACCAGUAGCAGAAUCUGUAGUAACUGGACCCAAUAUUUUCUCCUGAGGUCAAACCCAAUAUAUAAUGCAGUGGGUUCAGUGGUAACGUGAACUUAAAUAUUUUUUACAUUUCUGUCUGAACCCCCUGCCAGAAUGGAAUCAGUCCCAAAAAAUGUGAGUGUGAUCCCCAAUCUGAUUCCAGUUCCUCCAGCACAAAUUUGUUUCAUUUCUGUCGUAUUUUGAAAUACUGAAAGGUGUUUUGAAGAAUCUCAUUCUUAAUUUCCAAUCAAAUUCCUUCCAACCUGGACUUUGGGUGAUCUUAAAACCUUUUUCACAAACCUCCUCUCACUCCUCAUCUUCAAUAACAAUAUUUGUUUCUUGUUCCCACUUUUGCUUUAUAUCUAUAGAAUUGUCAGAGAAAUGCAUCUGUAAAUGUUUAUGUAGAUUAGAUAUAAUCUUCCUCUUAUUAUUUUCCUCUACACAUUUUAUCAGAAAUAUUUCUAAAGGUAAUUUUUGUUUACCUUUUGUUUCAAGGUAGGCCAUUCUUUGUGUGAUAAAAGGUAAUCCCUUAAUUGUAAGUACUUAUAGAAAUCUUUUGAGCAUAAUCCAUAUUUAUCUUGUAACUGCUUAAUUGACUUAAGUCUUAAGAGUUUCUCCACUGAAUAACUGAUUAAUUCUUAUUAAUCCUUUCUGUGCCCAUCUCUGAUAACCCGUAUCCAGUUUGUUUGGAAAAAAGUCAGUAAUUUUUAUUUUUAUAAAUGUGUGAUAUUGUUAAAGGUGCUCCUAAGCUAACAUAUUUCUGUCAGCUUUCUUUGUGGUUUCUCUGGAACUUUCUGACAGACAUUAAACCAAAUAUCAGUUUGGGUAUAUGUAUAUGUUUGAGCCAGCAUAUAUAAUUGUGAUGCUGUGUGGAAUAUUUAAAAGUUGUGCAUCAAAUUCCUGUUUUUAAUAUUAAUAGAACACGUUUGGAUCAGCGCUCCUUCAAUUUUGGCUUUUCCCUUCAGAGGCCGCCACGGCAAAUCUUCUGCAUCGCCUACGCUCUCACCAACCAGACAGCCUAGGCCAACCAAUGUUCAUAACACUACACAACCCCAAACAGAACAGUUACAGUCCAAAAUUCAUAUGACAUCAUUAGACCCGGUGAGUUUAUGUAAACUUCAGAUCGGCCCUGCAUUUUGCAUUUCAUAAUUAUCUUGAGUCCAGAUUUGAGAAAACCUGUGUGGAAACAAGGAGCUCUAAUGUAGAGCGUUUUCUCCUCUCUUAUUUUUCCCUGAAUCUUCCAGACUUAAACAGUUUUUCUUGGACCAAUUAUUUGUGCAGUUGGGAAGAAGCAGGAAGAUUAUUCUUCAGUUCAGAAGUUUAUUUAAGAGGAAUUUUGCCACAUGUUUUUGUUCCAUGAAAUUAAUGGAAGUAAGAAUUCAUAUCCAAUCAGCUCUCCUGAAGUCACACAGCUGCCUUCCUAUCUACUUGACUGGACCGUUGCAAACCUGAGUGAAGUUGACCCCCUCCACUUUCUUCAAAUCAAACAAAUUUGGUGUGGAACAUUUAUGCAGCAGAAAUCUUUGUUCUUUUUUUUUUUUUGAGGAUAUGAAGGAUUUACAUCGUUGAAAGGUCAACCAAUCCUACCUCACACUAACCAAAUAAGAACAAAAUCGGUCAAUGACUUGUGCUACAUUUGUAAUGGUUUAUGCUGCUAAAAAGGUUUUUGGUCCCAUUAUAAUUUUGUGUGUGGUUCUCUACCCCUGCACCACCACAGCACCUUUAAAUUUUAAAAACAAUAUCUUCAUAACAAAAGCAGCACAAACGUAACAGAGUUGACCAGUUUUGUCUCUUGCAAAUUUCAUUAACAUCUUUAAAAUGAUAAAGGCACAAACACACAUUUUUGCUGCAGAGGCGAUUGACACCAGUUUGAUUUGGUUUGAAUAAGGUUAAAUGUGGGAGAGAUUGUUAACUCCACUCAGGUUUCAUUGCAGACAGAAGGCCUGACAUUAGACUUUUUCCUCUUUGUUGUGAUAUUCAUGAUGCAUUUCCGAGUGUUUCUAAUGUUUUGUUGUCAGGCCAUAAUGAGCUCACUACAUUAAAUUAGCUAAACACAUUUAGGAAUCAGUUAGAUAUGAAAUCAUCCUUGGUGUUUUUCUACUCCUAUAUUUGCUGUUUAUUGAGUGAACAUUAUGAACGGUGAAAGAAUAGACCAUUUCCUUCAACCUUAUUGGUCCCGGCUGGUCAUGUGAUCAGCUGUAAUAAAGGCUGUAUUAAAGAACGCACCCAGUGGGUCCGCUAGGUGUGUCUGUGUUUGCCUUCACGCAGGCUUUAACCCACAAAAGACUUUUUUUUAUUUGCCUGAUAGCAUAAGAAAAACACUGACACCUGGUGGCUGAAAGUAGAACUAAACCCUCUGCUUUCAAUUUGCAGGACUUGAUUUGUGGAGGCAGGACAAUGAGCAGUAAACAACUGAAGUAAAACCAGGACAAACUUUUAGAUGAAUAAAACAGUUUAACAGAAUUAUUACCCAUCAGUUAGUUCCUAAAUUCUAUUUCACACAUGAUCUUGAUAUACAGAUUGCCAUAUGGCAUCUGUAAGGUUGUCUUCCUGACUUUUAUGUUUGUGCUUUUAGUUGUUUUGCCUGAGAUUUCUUAGCAUUCAAGCAGAAACUGAAAGUUUAGUUUUUCUCUGUGAAGUCUGUGUAGUUGAGUUAUUUUGUACGAUGUGUUUUUGUGUGUGUUUUUGUGUGUGUUAUGGCAUUUUGGCAGACAGGAGUCGAAUGGGAAUGGGGGAAGGGAGGCAGGGUUGGGUUGUACACAACGCCGUGGAUCAAAACCAGCAGCUAUAUUUGAAGGUUUUCCUCCUCCCUUCAGCUUGCAUAUGAGAAGGGAGCGGCAGCAAAGACACCUGAAGACACUUUGUUGUACAUUUCUCUCUCCACAAGAAGCGAGGUGUCACAAGUAUUAACUGAGCUCUAGGCACGAGUGAGUGGCAGGUCACCGUCAAACUACUCCUAUGCAAACAAACCCCAGACUGAAGCUCUCACCCAUGCUUAACUUCUGUGAUGAUGACUCCAGCACACACAGUGCUCCUACUUUUGUUCACUUCCUUUUAAAUUGUAUGUUAAAUGUUCUAUUGUAAAAAAAGAAAUGCAUAUAUAUCAAUAUUAUACUAUCAUAUUUAUUAUUUCCAUGCAUCUACAUCUAGCGGACUUUCCUCUGCCUUAACAAUGACAGCUGUAGAAAUGAACCGGGCAUGUUUUUAAGCAGUAGCCUACUUUUCCUCCACCAACAAGUGGCUAUGGGCUAUGGGUGCACCGAUUGCAGAUUUCUGGCCGAUCACCGAUCCUUAAAAAGCCUGAUUCUAAUUGAGCUAUUUUUUUUGUCUGAAAUGUUGCUAAGUUGGCAACAGCGGGGUGACCACUUCACAUCACAUGUACUGUAGAUGUGAGCUGGUGGGCGGGUCUAUCAGUCAAACUUCACAUGGCUGAUUUUCAGACCUUUGCUGAGGUCAAUAAGAUCGGUAGAAACGAUCAGCUUCACAUCAGCCGAUCACUGAUGUCCCAAAGUUAAGGAAAUUGUGGCCGAUUUAUUGGCCGGCCAAUUUAUCAGCGCACCCAUACUAUGGGCCCCCUGUGGGUUUUGGUCAGGCAGGUUGAUCUGGGCUCUGUGUAGGGUCCAUUUAAGUUGUUUUAAGAACACCUUCUAGUCUGACCCAGUUGGGUAGCAGGGAUAGCUCCUAGCUGGGUCAAUCUGUUAAUACCUGCCAGAAACGGCAGAGUUCUUGUGGGCCCAGAUUUCCAUCAAACAUCUACCGAACAUUGAUAUUGGACUGUGAAACAGUUUUUGCAAAAACAUUCAUACUCAUUCAUACAUUUCAAGUUUUGAAAAACGUUAUGUGCACACAAGCCUCAAGUUGUCUUUUGGGGAUUUUAUGAGAUAAACUAAAACUCAGUAGAUCAUGAUGGAGGUAGACACCAACAAACUCUGGGGCUUAAAUUCUACAUUGAGGUUUAGGUUGUUGCAGAUCGAUCAAAUUCUGAUCUAUUGAUUUUAAACUUGCAAACAUUGUAAGUUUUGUAACGACAUUGCAAUGAAAACCUAUUUGUAGUGUAGUUUUGCCCUACUACAAAAUGAUUUGACCACCAGACACGCAGGUGUAGACAAAGGAUCAAGGGAUGUUUAGAAGAGCUUUUAUCAUUUUCUUUCAACUCCACAAUUUAAAAUUACCUUGUGUUGGUCUGUCCUAAUAAAAUCCACUGAAGUUUGUGGCAGUAACACAACAAACUAAAAAAAUUGAGUAUGAAUAUUUUUACAGCCACUGUCACCUGUAAUUAUCCCCCAUUUAAAAAUAAGAGUGAAAUAUUUCUUGUGAGUUAUCUCAGAAAGUGAACCGGUCAUUUUAUAGAGACUCAUUAGGCACAGAGCAAAAAUACUUCAAGCUAUGUUUUUUUUGCAAUUUUAAUGGCUAUUGCUUACAGGUAAAAAAAACAAAAACAUAAGAUGACUGACAAGAAAUAUUCCACUUUGCACAACAUUCUAACUUGUUCAGAUGUAAUACUUUCUGGCUCUUUUAGAUGAAUUGCCGUUGAAUGAUUGGUCGUUUCCCACUAAGGUCCAGCUUGUUCUACUGUGAGCCCAACAUAAGCUGCGUUUCCAUUACAAAUGUGUGCAAACCUUUGUCAAUAGUAAGCUAAACAACACCAAAAAACCCCCCCACAAUUUCGUAAUUGCAGUUUCUAGCCCAAAAACCUUUUAUCAAUAAACUUGAGCGUUUCCUCGUUUUUUAAUUUUCUUGUUUCCAUUAAGCGAAUCUAUUUUCAUAAUUCCAGUUUGCGCAAUUUGAAGGUCGAUGGAAACGCAGCUGUAGUUCCACAGCUGUCUUCACAGCACCGAAUGAUGAUGAUCCACCUUUUGUUUUGUGUGGAUGGUGCCUUUUCUUUCUAUCGUCCAAACAUGCCAUUUCAGUUUGUGUUCUCUGGCCUUUUUUAACUCCUAGCAGCUAAGCAUCCAUGUUUAGCAUGACUUUGACGUGUCUCAUCUCAGAGGACUGCAGAGAAUCCUGAGGGUGAGCGUGUGGUUCCUCUGCUGACAGAUUAUUAUCGUCACACAUUGCUAGUUCCAAGUCUGUUUUGAGAUGCUGUACAUAACCACAUUUUAAGACUUCCUCAUUGAGAUACUAAUAAGAUAAUUGUCUUCUAAUGCACUGUUGUUGCUAAGAUACCUGGCAUAGUGAUAAGUUGAAAGAAAGUAUUUACUGUUCUUUAUUGUCUCGCUUUGGACACUAAAGUUCCUGGCAGUGCACACUAUUAAACUCUGGUGCACCGUAGGCCACUCUCCUUCUCUUCUCGCUGUUUUUGAAUAGUGUUGCAUGUGCCUGCUUUUUUCCAGUGGAGAACGUUAGCACUUAUUGUCCCACAGUUUGUACAGACGGACAGAUGCUCCACCCGCACAGCUCAGUUCCUGCCGUGCCACUCGUCCAUUGGUUCUUUUAGCUCUCCCACGCUGUUAAGAGACGGGAUCCGUUCGACCCCAUGAGCUUUUUACCUUAUGUGGGGUCACACUGACCCUGCAUGCGCUUCUAAAAGGUUGGGUUUUUUUGUGUGUGUGUGGUUUCGGGAACUGACAGUCUGAUGGGACAAACCCCCGCUUUCCCACUCUCUGACUGUGACAUCUUCUGCGCUCCUUCUAAGCGCCGUGCUAAGACCACAAGAGGGUUAAUUGUCAUUAGUAGUGUUGCCCCUCUGGGGCAGAACCCAGUCCCUUCCAACCCCCCCUCGCUGGUUGUCCCAGAAUGCUGAGCUGCAGCAGGAAACACAGAGCUUUGCUUGUUGGAGCGUCUGUCCACUCUCCUAUCUGUUUUUGGUAUGGGUGUGUGUGUGGGUGUGGGUGUGUGUGUGUGUGUGUGUGUGUGAGAGAGAGAGUUGGCCUGCACAUGACUUUGGAAUCUACAUAUGGCCUAAAUGUGUUGUCUUUUUUCAUAGCGUUUAUAGAUGAGGCAGCAAUAGCCCUGCGCAGGAAAAUCAGAUGUUUAUUUAGCUGCUUUUAGCAAACUUGUCCAAAUGUUACUGUACAAAUGACUGUUAAUGAGAAAAAAGUCAUGUAUAUUUAUUUUAUAUCCUCUAUAAUAAAAACCUCUUUUGUCUGA